AUGGCUGAAAAUGAUAUGGCUCCCAACGGGAAUAACUUACAUCCAAGACAGAUGAGGCGUUUAAAAGAAGAGCCAUCUGCGCACAACGCUCAGGGUCUUUUCCCUCCCGAUGCUUGCAUCUUCGUUGGAAACCUUUGCUCAAAAAUGGAUCAAGGUCGACAGAAGAUUGACAUAGAGCAAUAUUUCGACAAUUUUGGGCGUUGCUACGCGAAGGUCAAGAUCGAUAAACAUACACAACUCCAUGGGGCCUUUGUACAAUUUGAGAAGAUGCCGAAAAAGGUCCUUGACCGUGCCGCUCAAGGUCUUCCUAUAAAUUUGCACGACCGCGAUCUAAGAGUCGAGCGAGCCAAAGGACAACGAACCGCACGCCUGUCACUUCGAUCCGGUGCUCAUAUUACUGUAGAGGACUCCAGAAAAACCCUAGAGCCAGCAGGUCCUCUCGAGGGACUGUGUCUCCAAAACAUCCAACUGGCGUCCGGUAAUACUGCGACUUGUUUAGCUACAUUCGUAUAUGUUGAGGAUUGCAACGACGCGGUCAAGGAUUUCCUGAGGAACCCCAAAUACGAUCUACGCAAGACCACGUACGAGGGCAACCCAUUUGCCAACGGCGGUUCACCCACUUCAAUUCCAGAGCCAACCAAACAUAGACCCCAAGCUAAUAAUGAGGGCGGGCAAAAAAACCGAUAUGAGCACCACCGUAAUGGCCCUGCUCCCCAUAGAAACAAUAGCUCAGGAUUUGACAGAACUCAUCGUGCUCCUGGCCGGCGCCCGAGUCACCAGCCCUUGAACCCAUCUCAGAAUUAUCAGAAUCCUGAAAGCUACCCAUCAAAUGGUGCUCCAUACAUUUCGGCUCCGAAUCAGCACAUGUCUUCCAGGAUGGCACCGGGAGCUCCCCCAUUCAUUCCAGGUCAAUCUCACGUUGCCCCGACGGCCAACACAUACUAUCCUCCACAAGGCAACGCAAACAACGGUCCUCCGGUACACACUAUAUACAACGCCCCUCCACCGGACGGCACAUACGACUUUCCCCAGCAAAGCAACAUGUACAAUGGCCCCCCGCCAAACAACACAUACAAUGGUCCUCAGCCUAAUAUCGGACAUGCUGGGGAUGCCAGUGUAAAUGGAUGCAACAACCCACAGUACAUGGGCCAAGGAGGCUUGAAUUCCGGAUAUCAAGGACCUUUGAUAGUCGGCGCACCUACAUGCAACAACAACAACAACAAUCCUCAGAUGUACCCCAACGGAUAUCAACAGAUUCCACUGCAAAAUGGCUAUUUCAUUCCAUAUGGGCCUCUAGGAAACCCGAUGAAUGGACAUUUCCCCCCGCAUUUUGGACAGGAACAAUACUUCCAACAGGACCCGGGGUAUUUCGUCCCACAGCCUGGACCUAUGAACAUGCCUUACAUGCAGCCGGACAACAACGCUCCUCCAUUCUAUCCACCGCAGCAAGCACAGCCAGCAGCCCAACCGCAACCGAUAAACAACCCACCUGCGGCACCAGAGAAUUCCGAAGCGUCCAAAGAGCCGGCGCAAAAUCCAAGCCCAGAGCAAGAGCCUGAGCAGAAGGACCCAGCUACCGACGAGCCCAAAGCAAACGGAGCAGACAAGCCAACUUCCGAGAAUGAAUCCAACGAAUCGCCAAACUCAGACGAAACGGAAGAGACAAAAUCCGAAGAGUCCCAAACUGCUGAGAAUGGAUCCAAUUCAGACAAAAAGAAAGAGGCAAUCCCCGAAGAGCCAGUGGAAUCCACCAAUUCUCAUUCUCCCGCCCCAACCACAGACGCUACAAUUCAUCCCAAACCCAAGCAAAACGGAAACCACCACCCAACCACCAACGAACUCCCAACUGAGAACAAGCCAAGCACGCCAGAAAACCCCCCAGUCUCUCGGGACUCUAGCCCGAGCCGGACAGCCAAUGGCAGCAACUCACCCGGAUCAACCAGACCUUCAGUGCACGAUCGCGCGCGACAAGAAAACCUCAAUCGCAAGCUUAACUUGAGCCCAGCCCAGGUAGAACAAAUUACCAGGGAGCUUGAGAUUGAGUUUGAAGAAAAGAUUAAGCUGGAGGCUAUGAAGAAAGACAAUGGAGAUUCGCAUGCCGAGAAGGAUGAAGAAGAUCGGAAUUCGCAGGCCGCUACCCUGAUAGAUGCCUAG
This is a messenger RNA of Penicillium manginii, 2154 nucleotides long. RefSeq lists its product as uncharacterized. Gene Ontology annotation, molecular function: nucleic acid binding. Bases 1 to 2154 code for a protein of 717 amino acids. The record is from RefSeq and is a predicted model, not a curated record. The transcript has 5 exons. NCBI's taxonomy places the organism in Eukaryota, Fungi, Ascomycota, Eurotiomycetes, Eurotiales, Aspergillaceae.